Messenger RNA from Trematomus bernacchii (emerald rockcod), 1116 nucleotides. RefSeq names its product protocadherin gamma-A7-like. Gene Ontology annotation, cellular component: plasma membrane. The coding region runs from base 1 to 1116 and encodes 371 amino acids. The transcript is spliced from 3 exons. Lineage: Eukaryota; Metazoa; Chordata; Actinopteri; Perciformes; Nototheniidae. The record is from RefSeq and is a predicted model, not a curated record. Gene Ontology annotation, biological process: homophilic cell-cell adhesion. Gene Ontology annotation, molecular function: calcium ion binding.
AUGGUAGGAGCGCAGAUUCGUUAUUCUAUACCAGAGGAGAUGAAGAAAGGCUCUGUUAUCGGUAAUGUAGCACAGGAUCUCGGUUUGGAUCUGAGGAGGCUUCGUUCUGGGCGGGCCCGUAUUGUGACCGGAGAAAACAUCCACUACACCGAGCUGAAGACGGACAAAGGGAUUCUAGUCGUGAAUGAGAGAAUAGACCGAGAGCAGCUUUGUGGAGACGAAACGCCGUGUAGCUUCAGCUUUGAGAUGAUUUUAGAAAAUCCAAUGGAACUGCACAGAGUAACAAUACUGAUCCAGGACCAGAACGACAACCCUCCUCAGGUCCUGUACCCAGUCCAGACUGGUGGCUCUCUGGUGGCUGAGAUGGUGCCUCGUUCAGCAGAUGUGGGCUACCUGGUCACUAAAGUGGUGGCUGUUGAUGUGGACUCUGGACAGAAUGCCUGGCUCUCCUAUAAACUGCAGAAAGCCACAGACAGGGCGCUGUUUGAAGUGGGCUUACAGAAUGGAGAAAUAAGGACUAUCCGCCAGGUGACUGAUAAAGAUGCUGUGAAACAAAGACUGACUGUUAUAGUGGAGGACAACGGGCAGCCCUCUCGUUCAGCUACAGUCAUUGUUAACGUGGUGGUGGCUGACAGCUUCCCGGAAGUGCUGUCUGAGUUCACUGACUUUACACAGGACAAGGAGUACAAUGACAACCUGACUUUUUACUUAGUGCUGGCUCUGGCUGUAGUGUCCUUCCUCUUCAUCACGUGUUUAGUGGUUAUCAUAUCAGUGAAGAUCUACAGGUGGAGACAGUCUCGCCUCAUGUUUCACUCCAAUCUCCCUGUGAUUCCAUAUUAUCCACCACGUUACUCAGACACUUUGGGGACAGGGACUCUCCAACACGUGUACAACUACGAGGUGUGCAGGACGACUGACUCCAGAAAGAGUGACUGUAAGUCCGGCAGAGCUGGUAGUCAGAACGUGCUGAUAAUGGACCCCAGUUCUACAGGGACGAUGCAGCGGAUACAGAGUGAAAAGAGCAUCUUGGAUGAACCCGACUCUCCUCUAGAGACAUUGUUAGUGAAGUGGUGCAUCCUAUUCAGCACCAUGGACAGCAUCUCUCCUCUCGUUUGA